Messenger RNA from Selaginella moellendorffii, 2766 nucleotides. Its product is annotated as pentatricopeptide repeat-containing protein At2g13600-like. NCBI's taxonomy places the organism in Eukaryota, Viridiplantae, Streptophyta, Lycopodiopsida, Selaginellales, Selaginellaceae. The coding region runs from base 671 to 2668 and encodes 665 amino acids. The transcript is spliced from 2 exons. Gene Ontology annotation, biological process: RNA modification. The record is from RefSeq and is a predicted model, not a curated record. Gene Ontology annotation, cellular component: intracellular membrane-bounded organelle. Gene Ontology annotation, molecular function: protein binding; RNA binding.
GUUUCGUCCUUGGCAGAAGCGCUUCCCCGAUUUUAGAGGUAAGAGGACGGGAUCUAGAUGGAUCGGGGCGGCGCUCCUCUUCCCAAAAUACUUGACGACCACCGCGUGGUGGGAUCCAAGGACGAUAGUGGCGCUCUGCGUGUUGGGAGUUCGCUCAGUGGUGGAUUAAACCACUCGGCCAAGGAAGGAAAAUCGACAGGAGAGUUUUGUUCGAGAUUUCUCGCGCUGUUUCUAUGAAUGAAGAAGGGAGGAGAACAACUGGUAGCUCAUUCCCGUCCCUCUGCUCGUCUGUAAAUGUACCCAGGCAAGGAUCGUAGAUUGGCAGAUCCAGGACCGUAUCGAAAACACGGCCAGGUUUUGGGAGGCCUGAUCAAAUCUCACAAGAACGCUCUCUCGGCAUCCAGUGAGUUUGCCUAGAGCAAGCACAGUUUUGCAUUUUCAUUAUCCUCCUAAUGUUAUUACUAUUUUAUUUUCCUGUAAAAGAAAGAAAACGAACCCAAAAAUGGUCAUGAGUUAUAUAAGUUCUCUGAAUGAAAAUUUUCCACAGCGCCGCUCCUCCACCGCCAGAUAGCCGCCAGAGCGCCACCACAUCUGCCCAGAUUUUACUACGAUUGUUUUUAACGGUCAGGAUUUGUUCUUCGUCUCUAAACCUCAAGAGCCCUAAAAUCAGAUGAUUGGGCAAAUCAAUGUCGCGGUGAGAGAAAUGGCUCCAAUCCAGCUAAACGGCGACCGCCGCGAGCGCGAUCUCCUCUCCGGUAAGAACAUCGGCUUGAUCAACGCAAUCAUUGAUCGAUUUGCGAAACGGGGCAGGAUGGAUGAGGCACGCCGCAUUUUCGAUGCCAUGGAUCGGCGCACCGCGGCGUCGUGGAACUGCGUCAUCGGCGGCUACGCACGGUGCGGCCAGCCGUAUCUCGCGCUUCUGUUCUUUGGGCUGCUGCAUGCCGAGGGGUUGGAUCCAAACGGCCGGAGCUUCGUCGCGGCUCUCCAGGCGUGUUCUUCGCUGGCCGCUACAGAAAAGGGGGUGAGAGAUUUACAGGGGAGGAUCAUCAAGCUCAGGAGCCUCAAGAGAGGAUUGGCUCUUCAUUCCCAGCUCCAGAGUGGUGGAUUCUUGGUGGACAGGUUCGUGGCCAGCGCCCUGGUGGAUUUCUAUGGAAAGUGUGGCAGCGUGAGAGAAGCUCUAGAGAUUUUCCAGGCUGCCAAGUUGGGAACAAAGGACGUGGUUUUGUGGAGUGCCAUGAUCAGCGCUUGCUCGCAAGGAGGGGAAGACGAGCUAGCCUUGGAGCUCUUUGAGCUUAUGCUUUUGGAAGAUGGAGUGGAGGCGAAUGCUCGGACUCUGGUGGCCGUGCUCGACGCUUGCACGAACCUGGGAUGGCUGGACAGGGGCGGAGAGAUUUACUCGAAGUUUGCAAGAACAGGGACAGGGAUUUCGUCCAGCGUUUUCGUCUCCAACAGUCUGAUGGAUAUGUAUGCAAAGUGGGGGAGAUUGCUGGAUUGCCGGCGAGUUUUCGAUGGGAUGAUAGAGCGGGAUUCGGUCUCCUGGAAUGUUAUGAUCAUGGGAUAUGCAAAAGGUGGCGAGGCCGAGCGAGCUCUCGAGUUAUUCACGGCCAUGCAAGCGUUAGACGUGGUCGUCAGCUCGAGAACUUUGGUGGCCGUUCUCCAGGCAUGCUUGGAUAUGGCCGAGAAGGAAGAGGCUCGGCUUGUGGAUGGAAGGCCCUUGAAAGUGGCGUCGCUGGAGAAGGCAUUGGCUUUUCAUUCCCGGUUUCUCGACGGGCUGGAAGAUGUUUACGCUGCAAACAACUUGAUCAGUCUCUACGCUUGGUGUGGAAGUUUGGAUGAUGCGGCUCGAGUUUUUGACAAAAUGGUGAUCAAAGACUUGGUUUCGUGGAACAUCAUGAUCGAAGCCUACACCGAGAGUGGAAACCAUGAGCUGGCCCUGCAGGAGUUUUCGAAAAUGGGACUCCAAGGACUGAAACCGGACUCGCAGACUUUUGCAUCGGUACUUAAGGCCUGUGGUGGUCUUGGAGCACUACAGGCUGGACAGGCAAUCCAUCGUCUGAUCGAAGAAGCUGGGGCCGAGAGCUCUCCGGCGGUGGCAAACUCGCUCGUAAGUUUCUACGGCAAGUGUGGUGACAUGGUGGAAUCUCGGCGAGUGUUUGAUGGGUUUCCAGACAAGGACGCAGUGUCUUGGAGUGCACUGAUCGCGGGAUACAGCCGUCAAGGGGACAGUGACGCGGUGUUUGAUCUGUUCGAGAGAAUGCAAGAGUUCGCCAAGCCGGACGCUGUGACAUUCUCUUCAGUUCUAUCGGUCUGCUGCCACGCUGGUUUGGUCGACAAGGGGAUGGAAUACUUUCACGCGAUGUGCUCGGACUAUGGACUUAGUCCGAGUGUGGAGCACGUAAUCUCCAUGGUUGAUCUACUUGGACGUGCUAAUCGGCUGGAGGAUGCGCUUGCGGUGGUGGAAAGCCUGCCGAUGAAAGAGGUGUGCUCCAGGAUAUGGAUGGCUUUGCUUGGGGCUUGUUUCAAGUGGAAAAAUGGGGUGAUUGGAGAGGUAGCCUUUGAUGCUCUAUCAAAGGUUGACGAUCAAGGUGGUACAGCUUAUGCUCUCAUGGCAAACAUAUACUCAGGCUCAAACAAUGAAAACCUUGAAGUGAUCGCUGGAUCUUUGUGAUGUCACUUCAAGACAUGAAGUGUGGAAAGAGUUGGAUCUGAUGCUCCACUGAUGGUAAUUCCCGAAGCAUGGGCUUGCUUCAAAUAGGCAAGAGCCUC